This is a messenger RNA of Branchiostoma belcheri (Belcher's lancelet), 1279 nucleotides long. Its product is annotated as tankyrase-1-like. The transcript has 10 exons. Gene Ontology annotation, molecular function: protein binding. Lineage: Eukaryota; Metazoa; Chordata; Leptocardii; Amphioxiformes; Branchiostomatidae. The record is from RefSeq and is a predicted model, not a curated record. Bases 227 to 1279 code for a protein of 350 amino acids. Gene Ontology annotation, cellular component: nucleus; cytoplasm.
CGUAGCUACAUAAUUCUGGAUCUGGGUGAUCAGGUUUGUGAACUUUGCCCUUUAGCCCUCGAUUGGAUUGACCUGUGAUUUUUUUUACGACUGUCGGCCAUUUUGAAAUGUGCGAGGGAUGUCAUUUCUCUCUCCAAUCUGAGGUGAUUUCCAGCUUACUUCGACUCUAAACCUACUCUGGGCAGUUUUGGAAGACAGAUCACAGAACCGACAUAUUCGUUGUAUUAUGGACCGGAUAAGCUGUGAGAUUCCUUUGGACAAGCUGCCAACAGUACACCCUGGGAACGAGACAAGCAACAGUGAGAAUCCGGCAACAGACACGGGAGGACAGCAGGACAAGGAGGAUGACGUUCUAUCGGAGGAAACGUACGGGGUGAACUCUGUCCAUCCUCCCGUACAGAGUCAAACAGGGCAAUCGGACCGGCCUGUGGUGAAAGAUUGUGAGGAGAUGGACCUGCGCAGAUUCUACUGGGCUGUGCAGGAAGGUGAAGUGCAGACUGUGAGGAGGGGGCUGGACGCUGGGGUGGACGUCAAGGCCAAGAGGACAUGGGGCGGAUUGUCUGACCUGACAUCCCUGCGAGUGGCCAGCCAGUCUGGGCGAACUCAAGUGGCGAAAUUGUUGAUCUUACGUGGCGCCGACUUGGAGGCGAGGGAUGGUGUAGACCAGAACACAUCCCUCCACGAGGCUGCUGGCGGAGGCCACACCGGAAUUUGUGAGCUUCUGAUUCGUCAUGGGGCAGACGUGACAGCCAGAAAUAAGGUCCAGAACACACCCCUGCAUCGGGCUGCUGGCAUGGGCCACACCAGAACCUGUGACAUUCUGAUUCGUCAUGGGGCAGAUGUGAUGGCUAGGGGUGAGGGCCAGAAUACACCCCUACAUCGGGCUGCUCUAGUGGGCCACUCCCGAUCCUGUGAGCUUCUGAUUCGUCACGGAGCAGAUGUGAUGGCCAGGGAUGAGGUCCAGAACACACCCCUGCAUCGGGCUGCUGGCCGGGGAGACCCAGAAACUUGUGAGCUUCUCAUUCUUCAUGGGGCAGACGUGAUGGCCAAGAAUAAAAAUGGACGGAUACCAUUUGAUCUAGCAAAAGGCGAGAAGACUCGACGUACCUUGAAGAAUCAGGAAGAGAAAGUGAAUCAAGAGAAGUUGUAUCAUGAGUUGCUGCAGAAGUCUGGCGGAGUAAAGACCGACAGGUGUAAGGUGUUCGUGUUUGGGAAGGGGAAAGCGGGAAAGUCCACGCUGAAGAUAAGUCUUCAAAGGGUAAGUAGCAACUUUAUCUGA